ACGAUUAAUGCACACAGAAGAAGAGUGUGAGAUAGUCUCUAGAGUUGUCGUUGAGUCAUGCAGCUCAAGAGGUCUUCAUCUUCUUCACCCUCCAUGAAACUCAAAACCCUAUUCUUAAACCUAAUCACACACUCUCUUUACCGUUUUUUACGGUAUCUCUCCAGAGCCAAAUCCAUUCUUAUCGAGAUAUCUAAACACAACAAGAAGAGGUUGUUCAUGAUGAUGUUUUAUUCAACAAAGUCAUCCAUAAAUCAACACAACAUCUUCUUCGGAUCCUCCAAUCUAGUCCCUGACCCUGAACCUUUCCCUUUAUCUCUUCAUGGUCAUGAAGAUGAAGAAGAUAAUCAUGAGUCUCAGUACCUCCAGUGGCUAGAAGAGAGGGUUCAUGGGAACAUUAACAUGGAUGGUGAUCAUAGUAUUGAGGAGGGAGAUGUUGGUGAUGAUGAUAUUGAUCAUUUAGCAGAUAUGUUCAUCGCGAGGUGUCAUGAGAAGUUCUUGCUGGAGAAGGUUGAAUCUUACAGAAGAUUCCAAGAAAUGCUGGCGAGGAGUUUGUGAGAAUUGGAAACAAGAGCGACGACGACAAAGAGUUUGUUUUUACUUUGUUUUAAAAUUAAUUCUUGUUUGAAGGAUAUGUCUUAGUUUGCGAAAUGUUUAUCUUGAUUCAUUUUGGAGGAGGCCUAGAUGCAAAGAGAAUUAAGCCUAUAUACAUCUUCUGAAUGUUUCUAACAAAGUGCAUAGUGUAUACAUAUGAUGAGUAUAAACGAUGAGACUUUUUGUUGCAAUAAUGUAAGUCGA
Messenger RNA from Camelina sativa (false flax), 795 nucleotides. RefSeq lists its product as uncharacterized. The record is from RefSeq and is a predicted model, not a curated record. Lineage: Eukaryota; Viridiplantae; Streptophyta; Magnoliopsida; Brassicales; Brassicaceae.